Molecule: messenger RNA, 573 nt
Organism: Rotaria sp. Silwood1
Lineage: Eukaryota; Metazoa; Rotifera; Eurotatoria; Philodinida; Philodinidae
Source: the annotation of a GenBank genome assembly
AUGAUGGUUGGUGAAAAACAAGAUAUUGUACCUUAUAUUCGUAAUUAUCAUUUAACUCCUUAUUGUCGAAGACCAGAUUAUGGUCAAAAAGAAAAAGAUAUAUUUGGUUCUAUGUGUCAAUAUAAAUUUCUUUAUGAUUUAUUACCAUCAUGUGGUGAUAUUGUUGAUGCAACUUUCAAAAAUCGUUCAGAAAUUAACAUUAACAUUACUGAUGAAACAUGUCAUCGAUUUAUAGAUAAUUGUAAUCAUGAUGUAUGGCCUCUAUGUCUUGAUUGGCGUGAAAUAUGUGAUGGAAAAGCUGAUUGUACAAAUGCAGAAGAUGAGCAGUGGUGUGAACAGUUAGAAAUGACAAAAUGUGCUGAUGAUGAAUAUCGAUAUCAUUAUGAUGGUCAAUGCAUUCCUCGAACAUUUGAUAGAGAUAAUCCGUACAGCAUCGAUUGUUUAGAUGGUAUUGACGACGAAGAACAGUAUUCAACUUAUACUAAAAUGUUCAACCGACAUUGUUCGAUGACUUCAACUUUUAUAAGUGAAGAACGUAUUGGUCGAUAUCCUCGUAGUGUUUCAAUGUGGUGA